AUAUUGGAAAAGUGCUGGGGAAGGAGGACAGUCAGUGUGGUGUACCAGUGGCCUUCAACCCAUGGGUCAGGUUGUGGAGCCUCAGUCGCUGGUCACAAGCCACUUUCCUAGAGCCACCAUUUUGUGCUGCCUUUUUGAAGGUUCUGCUGCUUGUGCACAUGCAUAGAGAGCAAGGGUGCCAUGCCUCUUGCGUCUCUUUGUACUCAUGCUGAGAGGAGCAGCAGGGUAGUAAAGUGAGGUCACCUAGCAGUGGAGAGGAUUCCUCUAGGGUUCUGACCCUUGGUGUGCCGCUCAUUGUGGAAGCUUUCAAGUGCUUGUCUUAUGUAUCCUGUCCCUGGAUCACUUGAUCUGCUGCCCAUGGUCCUGGCCUUGACACUUGGUGAAGUUAUAACCCUUUAUCUUGGCGUAUGACUUUGUCAUAUGCUGCAACCUGUGGAUUAAAGGUAAGAAAGGUCAAAGACCACUGUUUUAUACCAUGGAGUUGUCUGAAGAAGUGCAAACCUGUUCACACACAUUUGCUCUCUUUCUAUGGCUAAUUGUGCAGGUCUGCCAUGCACAAAAUUAAGCAUUUUGCACAUUUCAACAUAAGCAUUAAUAAUGACUUUGUGGCAACAUUCAGAAAGCUUAUUCUUGGACUUGGUAGCAUCUGCACAUAGCUGGCUGACCACUGCAUAGAGAGGACAAAUGCAAAUAGCUAUCCAUGCAUAAUAUUUGUGUGAAUUGCCUUUGUGUCUCAAGUGUCUUGGAUAGUUGUAUAACACUUGAACAGUUGAGCACCUGGGAUCUGUUGCAUUGAGGGUUAGUUCCUGUGCUGUUGUUUCAUAUAUAGUUGUCUUUACCAGAUCAGACCAGUGGCCCAUCCAUUGCAGCCCUGUUUACCCUCUCAGUAGCUCUCCCGAGUUUUGGACACUGCUGCCUUGUAUUCUAUUUAGCGAGAGAUGCUGGAGAUUCAAUUUGGGGUCUUCUGCAUGCCAAGAAUGUGCUCUCCCAUGGCACGUGUUCAUCUUAAGGCAACCAUUUCAGGUCAGGUCUGGAUCAGAGCAAUGCCUGGACACAAAAUCAUUUGGAAAACUCUUGAACACUGCUUUGAAUUUCAUGGGAAAGUAGCAAGAUGUAAUUUAAAAACAAAAACAAAUCCUGAGUUGUGGCUCCUGUUUUUGCUGUUGGAAGUCAAAAGAAAUGGAUUGCAGGAUCAGACCAAUGAUCCCUCAAUAACAGCAUCCUGUCUGCCAAGAGUGGCCAGUCAGAUGCCUUGGAGAAGUUCACAAACCACGCAUGUUGGCAGUCUUAGUUUCCUGUUGUUAAUCCCAACAUCUUAUCAUCGGCAAAUGCAACCUAUGUUGGCUCUGCUUCUCAUCAAGUUUUUGGAGAGAGUGCUGCAGCCAUCCUGCCAGGUCACAUGUUUGGAAAGCAUACGCAUCCUCUCCAGGGACAAAAGCUGUCUUGACCCUUUUUCAACCAUGGAAAGCCUGAAGACGCUAGCUAGGCAUGCUGGUAUUGAUUAUACAGAAGAACAAAUUCGGGAGGUUCCAGACCUGGAUGUGAUCCUGGAGGCACUUAAGUGUCUGUGCAAUGUGGUCUUCAGCAGCCAUGAGGCCCAAGAGUUGGCCUCUGAAGCCCAGCUUGUGGUGGGCCUCACAGAACGCAUCAAACUCUACAAUGAAAGAAACCUCCCCCAUGAAAUCAAAUUUUUUGACUUACGUCUUCUCUUUUUGCUGACCGCACUAAGGUUGGACAUCCGGCAGCAGUUUGCGCAGGAACUCCGGGGCAUUGGUCUGAUGACGGAUACCCUAGAGCUUACACUGGGAGUGAAGUGGAUAGACCCUCAUGAGGUGGCUGCUGAGGAGAACCCUGCCAUGCUCUUGCCUCGAGAGGAGGUGGAGCGUGCCAUGGAGAUCCUGAAGGUGCUCUUCAAUAUCACUUUUGACACCAGCAAGAGGGAGGUCGACGAGGAAGAUGCUGCUCUAUACCGGCACCUAAGUGCCCUUCUCCGCCAUUGCCUGAUGAUUUCAGCAGAUGGUGAGGACCGAACCGAAGAAUUUCACAGCCACACAGUGAACCUCUUGGGCAAUCUGCCUCUCAAGUGUCUGGAUGUCCUGCUGCUACCCAAAGUGCAGCCAGGCUCGCUUGAAUACAUGGGAGUCAAUAUGGAUGCUGUCAAUGUUCUGCUGGACUUCCUCGACCGCCGCCUUGACAGGGGUCACAAGCUUAAGGAGAGUCUGACUCCUGUGCUGAACUUGCUGACUGAGAGUGCCCGGGCCCACCGACAGACAAGGAAGUUCCUUAAAGCUAAGGUGCUACCCCCACUGCGUGAUGUGAAAAAUAGGCCUGAGGUGGGGAAUUUGCUGAGGAAUAAGCUUGUGCGCCUCAUGACUCACAUUGACACUGACGUGAAACACUGUGCUGCAGAGUUCCUCUUUGUUCUCUGCAAGGAGAGUGUGGCACGGUUUGUGAAGUACACAGGUUAUGGGAAUGCUGCUGGGCUCCUGGCAGCACGAGGCCUCAUGGCUGGUGGCCGGGCAGACAGUGAAUACUCUGAGGAUGAAGAUACUGAUACAGAAGAGUACAAAGAAGCAAAGUCCAAUAUUAACCCAAUAACUGGACGUGUGGAAGAGAAACUUCCCAAUCCAAUGGAGGGGAUGACAGAAGAGCAGAAGGAGUUGGAAGCAAUGAAACUAGUGAACAUGUUUGACAAACUCUCCAGACAACAAGUCAUCCAGCCAAUGGGUGUGACUCCAGAGGGCAAUCUGACUGCUCUCCGUUUAACCUCAAUGGAGGAUGCUGUUCAGCCAAUAGAUGAGGAGACAGCAUCACAUGACUCUGAUUUGGAAUUGGACUGAACGGUCACCUUUUCCCUAAAAAUCUAGGGACCUUCUACUCUCUCUCCAUGAGCGGUGCUGUACCAAGAGACUAGUUCCAGGAAAGGACUCUGUGGGCUGGAGAUCCAUUGCCUAGACUGGUGUAACAUCUGCCUUUUCUCUAGACCUAUAAGUACUGCUUCCCCAGAGAGCUCUUCACAGUUUAGCUCUGUCGUGGUCUCUUCCCCUCAAUGUCCAUAAGAGUCUCACACUCUCAUUCACUCCCAGGACUUUCCAGUAGGAAUCUUAUGAAGAUUGUAUAGGGAGGAGCGGGAAGGGCAGUCUCAUUACACCAAAAGAGCUAUUGCACUUAAGGUGUUGUGAAUGCAGUAUGUGCAGAUACUUGUGAGAGAAGCAAAUGUGGUAUACAUGCAUAGAAGGGGGGGGGGGUGUCUGCAGGUAGAGGUAUGUGUUGAUACUUGUGCCAAGCACGUAUGUAGCAACCAUGCUUAUGUACUUGUUUUUAAGAAUACAUGGGUAUACUGAAGACAUGAUUGGAAUAUACUGUAGGAUUGAGAACCAGGCUAAACCUGCAUUUUUUACAUAUGUUACAUUAAACUGUAUACAGCUGGAAGUUUACGUGGAAUGUGUAAGCAAUGUGACACAUUAUGGAUGUACAGAAACAUGUAGGUAAGUAUAAGUGUGCAAAAAUACAUGUAUGGGGGAAAUGUCAAGAAUAUGUGGGUAAUGUGAGAAACUGAGAAAUGUCCUUUGUUCAUACAAACAUCCAUCCAGAUAACGGGGUCAGAAAGCCUUUGACCCUUAGAGAGUCUAUGACAUUGUGCUGUUCCUCUUUCUACCAUGUUUAGUUUUCUGAACUCUCCUCACUUUUUUGUGCUUGCCAGACAAAAAAAGCAGUGACAAAUUGCUUGAUUGCACUCUGUCUGCUUCUGUCCCAAGUUUCUAUUGCAUUCAGUGUUCACAGGUUGCUUUAGGUAAUCACAUCAUUCAUUCUGAUUUUAGACUUUUCUGUUGAAAGAAGCAAUCCCAUCUUCCAACUUGUUUCCACUUUACCAGCAAUUUCUGAAUUUAGCACAAAUAUAAAUGAAAGCUUUUCACUAGGAUAAAAUAAAUCUUCAGAUAACAAUGUG
Molecule: messenger RNA, 3949 nt
Organism: Eublepharis macularius
Lineage: Eukaryota; Metazoa; Chordata; Lepidosauria; Squamata; Eublepharidae
Gene: RIC8A
Product: RIC8 guanine nucleotide exchange factor A
Exons: 9
Coding region: 939-2840 (633 amino acids)
Biological process (GO): G protein-coupled receptor signaling pathway
Cellular component (GO): plasma membrane; cytoplasm
Molecular function (GO): G-protein alpha-subunit binding; guanyl-nucleotide exchange factor activity
Source: RefSeq, a predicted model, not a curated record